GAAAAGAAAACAGCCUUGGCUAGAAAGGAGCAACGGGCUGGCUCUGGUCCAAGUAGGCUGUACAAUCUUGAACUUACGCAAUAACUAAGCUCGACUAUUUCAGAUUUCAAAGCACUGACAAGCACUUGUCAUUCACAAGAAUCACCACCCAGGAAAUUUAGCAAAAUGGCUGACCUGAUGAACAAUGAUGUGUUCCUGGCCUUCUCCACAUAUGCCACUAUUGUAGUCCUCAAAAUGAUGUUCAUGGCCCCUCUGACUGGAUACUUCAGGAUAACCAGAAAGGCUUUUUCAAACUGGGAGGACACUGCGAUAGGCAAAAAAAAUCCAGAGGACAGAAAGAAGAUGCUCCAGACCAAUCCUGAUGUAGAACGUGUGCGAAGAUGCCAUCAAAAUGACCUGGAGAACAUCAUUCCCUUUGUGGUGAUUGGUCUUCUGUAUGCAUUCACGGGGCCGGAUCUAUCCACUGCUCUGCUGCACUUCCGAGUCUUUGUGGGGUCACGUUUCAUCCACACUGUAUCUUACAUUUUGGCUUUGCCCCAGCCUAGCAGAGGUCUGUCCUGGAUAGUGGGAAUGAUCACAACUUUCUCAAUGGCCUACAGGGUGCUCACCACAGCACUGCUUCUGUAAAGACACUGUAGCACUGCAGAACGGGAGACGCCUGGCUGUUUUAUAUCAUUUACUGUCCCUGGUGUUAUCUUUUCUUAUGUAAUUCAUAAUAAAAUCUGUCAGCAUGUCACCAGCAUACAGGUAUUUAAACAUGAGUCUGUGAAGGUACUGUUGUAAUUUCACUGUCCCAACUAACAAAUGUUUGUUAAGAGGCAACAAGUCAUUGUCACAGUGACUCAGCAUUAAAAAGAGGGUCGCUUUCAAUGCCAACAGGCUUUUUAGGAUGCAUUCCAAGCUCUUUAACCUGCUUUUCUUCAUUGCUUAAACAGGACCUUUUUAUUUCACAGUCUUAUCUUGUCUGUUUAAGGGUGCAAAGACCAGUUUGGAAGAUUUCUGCAAACCGCUUUUUGUUGCAUAAUAUGAAAUGUGAGGACACCAUAAAAAGCAAGCAUACUUGCCAGCUGUGUUAUGUAGCUGACUUUAGAAUGAAUUAGCAUUAAGGUUUGAUUUGGCCAGAAUACCUUACUAUACAGAUCAAAAUAAUCAAUAAACAAGCUCCACAUAUAAAUACUGUAAACAUUAGGUGACAAGGUCCAUCUCGAGUAUAGCAAUGAAAUAAGCUGAACAGUAGGCUAUUUUGUUAUAUGCACUUGCUGCGUCUGGUUUACACUGCACAGUUUUUAAAAUAACUUUAAAAGAGUGCAUUGAUAUAAAUUAUUUUGUUCGAUAAGGUGGGAAAAUAUAAUCCUUAAUAAGUACAUUGGAAUUUCUUCAAGCAUAACUGUUGUGUGUUCAAUAAUAGCGACGUCGUUCUUUUGAGUCGGAUCUUUUGACAAACUGAACCUAGCCUAAAUAAACAAGUUUAAUAAAAGAUAUAUUAGUAAACAAAAAUGUAUUGUAUUACUUUUUUUUUUUUUUUUUUU
Carassius auratus (goldfish) is the source of this 1529-nucleotide messenger RNA. RefSeq names its product microsomal glutathione S-transferase 1.2 (gene mgst1.2). Gene Ontology annotation, molecular function: glutathione transferase activity. The coding region runs from base 166 to 627 and encodes 153 amino acids. The transcript has 4 exons. Lineage: Eukaryota; Metazoa; Chordata; Actinopteri; Cypriniformes; Cyprinidae. Gene Ontology annotation, cellular component: membrane; mitochondrion. The record is from RefSeq and is a predicted model, not a curated record.